UUAGAGAGAGAAAGGAUACAAAAGAAAGGAUGAGAAGAGUCCACAUUGCAUACACUCCCUUCUCUGUGUUUCCACACUCUUAAAGUACUCAACCAUGGCUUCACUCUCAUGUUCUACUUCUAUCCGAUUAACAAUUAAUUCAAGAACAUCAUCAUGCUCUCAUUCAGCCUCCACUUUGCGAAAUGGGUUUGUGGGCCUUCCCAAAAACAUAAACUUCAAGCCCACCAAAACCGCCAAGCUGGGUCCCAGUAAUGGUAGCAGAGUCAAGUGUUGGUUCAGGUUUAAUGCUGAAACUGCUGGUGUUUAUGGCAGCCAAUCUCGUGAUGAUUUUGAUAGAGAUGAUGUUGAACAGUACUUCAACUACAUGGGAAUGCUUGCUGUGGAGGGUUCAUAUGAUAAGAUGGAAGCUCUUUUGAACCAGGACAUCCACCCGGUGGAUAUCCUAUUGUUGAUGGCUUCUUCAGAGGGUGACAAACCCAAGAUUGAAGAGCUACUGAAGGCCGGAGCUAAUUAUGAUGUAAAAGAUGCCGAUGGAAGAACCGCCCUUGAUAGAGCUAGUGAUGAGAUCAAAGAUUUCAUCCUCAAUUGCAAAUCACAAAAGGCUUAACAUAGUAGCAAAUGCUGUUUAUGCCCUGCCUUGCUUCACCAUCUUCUGUUUCUUUCAUAUAGAUAUUUGAAAUUGUGUUACUGACACAAUACGAUAAUAUGACCUCUUUUUGUACAAGAGACUAGGAAGAUUUUAGCUGCUUUCAUGAACAUACAGGCUGCCUUGCAUAUUUUUUCAUGGCUAUUAUCAGUAUUUGGCUGCAUUUCAGACCA
This is a messenger RNA of Beta vulgaris subsp. vulgaris (sugar beet), 819 nucleotides long. Its product is annotated as protein LHCP TRANSLOCATION DEFECT. The record is from RefSeq and is a predicted model, not a curated record. Gene Ontology annotation, cellular component: chloroplast stroma; chloroplast envelope. The transcript has 2 exons. Gene Ontology annotation, biological process: intracellular protein transport; granum assembly. Lineage: Eukaryota; Viridiplantae; Streptophyta; Magnoliopsida; Caryophyllales; Amaranthaceae. The coding region runs from base 95 to 607 and encodes 170 amino acids.